GGCCACUAAAUAGUAUCACAUCAUCACUCACAAAGUCACAACUCAGAAUCGACCAUGGCGAUGCAGAGACAAAUCCUCAAGAGAACGGCAGAUGGAGCCAGAGCAAAGCUCAGCUUCUACGGUUGCGCUUCUUUCUCUACGGUUCCAUCUUCCAAGGCGGCUGCCGCCGUCACGCCGCCACAACUCCCGCCGUUCGAUUAUCAGCCGAAGCCUUACAAUGGUCCUCUGGCCGAUGAAAUAUUUGAGAAGCGCAAGAAGUUCUUGGGCCCUUCCCUCUUCUACCACUUUCAAAAGCCACUGAAUAUUGUAGAAGGAAAGAUGCAGUAUCUGUUUGAUGAGUCUGGGAAGCGGUAUCUGGAUGCUUUCGCUGGGAUUGUUACGGUGUCCUGCGGGCAUUGCCACCCUGACAUCUUGAACGCUGUUUUUGAGCAAAGCAAGCUCCUUCAGCAUACUACCACCAUCUACUUGCACCACGCAAUAGCUGAAUACGCUGAGGCUUUGGCAUCCAAAAUGCCCGGCAACCUCAAGGUGGUAUAUUUUGUCAAUUCAGGGAGUGAAGCGAAUGAGCUAGCAAUGAUGAUGGCUAGACUACACACCGGCAAUCUUAGCAUGAUUUCCUUGAGAAAUGCAUAUCACGGUGGAAGUGCUAAUACAAUUGGACUGACUGCACUUCGUACAUGGAAGUACCCUAUACCUGAGGGUGAAAUCCAUCAUGUGAUGAAUCCAGAUCCAUACCGAGGAAUAUUUGGAUCUGAUGGCGCUGCUUAUGCCAGAGAUGUGCAAGAACAUAUUGAUUAUGGAACUUCAGGAAAUGUUGCUGGAUUUAUAGCUGAAACUGUUCAGGGUGUUGGAGGGGCAGUCGAACUAGCCCCAGGAUAUUUGAAACAUGUCUAUGACAUUGUACACAAAGCUGGUGGUGUCUGCAUUGCUGAUGAAGUACAAUCUGGAUUUGGUCGCAUGGGAAGUCAUUACUGGGGUUUUGAGACUCAAGGUGUCAUUCCUGACAUAGUCACCAUGGCAAAGGGUAUUGGCAAUGGAUUACCAUUAGGAGCAGUGGUGACAACACCAGAAAUAGCCAGUGCUUUGACACAAAGAAUUCAGUUUAACACUUUUGGUGGGAACCCUGUAUGUUCUGCUGCUGGACUUGCAGUGCUCAAAGUUCUUGACAAGGAGAAGCGUCAAGUACAUUGUGCCAACGUUGGUGCUCAUCUGCUAGGGCGCUUAAGAUCUCUACAGCAAAGAUAUGACCUUAUUGGAGAUGUCAGGGGUAGGGGCUUAAUGAUUGGAGUAGAAUUUGUGACUGACAGAAAGGAAAAGACACCAGCCAAGGCUGAAACCAAUGUCUUAUUUGAGAAAAUGAGAGAACUUGGUGUUCUUGUUGGAAAAGGUGGAAUGCAUGCCAAUAUUUUCAGAAUAAAGCCACCUAUGUGUUUUAGCAAAGAUGAUGCAGAUUUUCUCGCUGAUGCUUUGGACCAUGCACUGACAAAGUUGUGAGUGAUAAAUCCAUCAGGAGCUAGAAAGGAUUAUGUGACUUCUCUAUCCUUCAGCAUCAAACUCAGCUCGACAAUUGGUUUCAAAUCCAUCAGGAGCCAUAAGGGAUUAUGUAACUUCUCUAUCCUUCAGCAUCAAACUCAGACUUAACAGUUGCUCUCAAUAAUCAAUAGUUUCUUUUUAAGUUUGGACUCGCUGUUGAGAUGAAAAAUUGUACAUUGAUGGUUCCCAAGAAUAACAUGUUUCUACAAACCUGGGUUGACAAAAAUGGUUAAGCUGCAUUUUCAGGAUGAUGCAUUUGUGCAAGGAAUUUGUAAAGGAAGUUUUAAACUGA
This is a messenger RNA of Rubroshorea leprosula, 1825 nucleotides long. The record is from the annotation of a GenBank genome assembly. NCBI's taxonomy places the organism in Eukaryota, Viridiplantae, Streptophyta, Magnoliopsida, Malvales, Dipterocarpaceae.